This is a messenger RNA of Cottoperca gobio, 7180 nucleotides long. It is a transcript of the gene sorbs2a, whose product is annotated as sorbin and SH3 domain containing 2a. The record is from RefSeq and is a predicted model, not a curated record. Gene Ontology annotation, cellular component: plasma membrane. Gene Ontology annotation, molecular function: protein binding. Lineage: Eukaryota; Metazoa; Chordata; Actinopteri; Perciformes; Bovichtidae.
UGGAGGCAGGUUCAGUCCAUUUCUGGAGAGACGCAAGAGUUGAAGAGCGUUGCUGGACAGGCGGUGCGACUGGCGCUUGUAGUAAAAAAAAAAGACAAAAAACAAAACAAGACAUGCGGUAACUUGUGUCGUUAAGUAAGGCGACAGGGCAGCCUCUUCAGCGCAUUGAUAUCCGAGCUCCAGUGACCCCUGAGAGAAGAGGGAGUUACCUUUGCUUAACGUUAGCUGACCAACACCGGCAACAUCCAUGCGCGUCGAAAAACAGGUGUACGGUUUCAUCACACGGACACCGCACUAGCUUCCGAGCCGCUGAAGCUCGCUGUGUUUGAGUGUGUGUCUAUUUCAAAGAAGGACUUCAGUCAUUACACAUGGAAGAGGCUGAUAACCUGACGAUAUGUUGCGGAAUUAGUCGAGUGAGGCGGCAGCCGUUUUAAGGAAAGUGUGUCCCCCUGCAGUAGACCCGUAAGAAGUGCUCUUCAAUAUGAAUACAGAUAGCGGAGGAUGCUCUCGCAAAAGCGUGGCCUUGUCACUCAUGCUCUCUCCCAUGAAGAGGGUCCAGAGCUCACCAAAUCUAGGCUCAGAGAGUGAUUCUCACUCAUCAGACUUGGAUUCUUGGCGGUCACGCAGCGUAACCGAUGGCUUUAAGAAUGGAGACGCCAGCAGCUCAUCUCUUGCUGCCAAAGGCUUCCGCAGUGUCAGACCCAACCUGCAGGACAAAAAGUCACCAACACAGGGGCCUCCCUCCCCUGACCCCACAGCCCAGCACUCCCCCUAUCGCUGCCACAGCUCAGAAUCACUCGACUGCCUGUCAGGCCUAAUGCCCAAGGCUCUGUCACCCACCCCGUAUGUUCCUAGUGGAGCUGGUGCAGCCAGCAGGCCGAGCCUUCCCACAGUCAGCGGUGUGAUCACCGGAGGCUGCGUGUCACCCUCGGCCUCUCCCGUGACUGUGUCAGCUCUCAGCCACUACUCGUCAUCCACGGUGGGUCUGCUGGACGAGCUGCAGAUCUGUAGCCUGGACUCACCUGGUGCAUCGCCCACGCCAUCGCCCACCCUCAGCCUUGUCUCUUCCUACACACCCACUGCUGGCCCUGAUGAUGUGCUAACAACCUUUGUGGCCUCCACUGCUGCAGCAGCUACUGUCACUAACGGCCAGGUCCUCUCUUACGCUAUGAAUGGAAGUGCUCCACAGAGGCCCCUCUCUCCUCCUUCCUAUCCUCCUCCCCCCACCUCCUUCCACACUGGGCUCCAGAGACAAAGCAGGAGUUCAGAGGGCAGCGAGUCGUACACCAGAGAGUCUGUGGUGCUGGGCCACACCAGCGUCAGCAGCACGGUGCCCAUCGCCCGCUUCUCAGAAGAAGAGAAAAGAGUGUCCGUUAUUAAAGCCCCUCAUUACGAAGGCAUCGGCCCCGUGGACGACUCUGGCAUCCCUAUCGCCAUCCGCACGACGGUGGAUAGGCCUAAAGAUUGGUACAAAACGAUGUUCAAACAGAUCCACAAGGUUCACAAAGCAGAUGAUGACUAUUCUGACACAUACAAUGCAACAUAUGCCGUCAUAAACAAUGACGACUACAGCCUGUCAGCCAACACCACCAUGUCCCACCCUGCUCCCCGUACACAUACGUACAGGCCACUCGCCAAAAGCCCCUCCGACAAUGGAGGGCAUCUGGGCCCUCGGGAGCCUUCGCCAUCCCCUGUGCCCCCACCACCUCCACCCAUGCCAUCUCUCCUUCAACUGAGGGCACGAGACAGUGACCGUGAGAAAGACUCGCCCGACGCGAAUGAAUGGGGUCCGCCCAACAGGAAAGUGGACACGCGAAAGUACCGCGCAGAGCCGAAGAGUAUUUUUGAGUACGAGCCUGGGAAGUCCUCCAUUUUGGAGCACGAAAGACCAACCUAUGAUGACAUAGAUUUAGAGAACGAGCCUUGGUAUAAGUUCUUUUCCGAGCUGGAGUUUGGGCGGCCGCCUCCUAAAAAACGGCUGGAUUAUAAUCCAGACAUCUCCGCUCGCCAACGCAUUGAGACAUCCCUGCAUAUCGCUCCUGCUGACAAGGCUCCGGAGAGACCUGCGAGUGCUGCCAGCGACUAUAGGAAGAGAAGGAAGUCUGAGCCGUCAAGUUCCCAAGCGAAUGCCCAGUCUCAGAGCAGAGCUGCAACUUCCCCUAAACCAGUGGAUGCCUACAGACCCAGCAGCAGCCUAAAGAAGCCUGUGGUUCGUUCCUCACCAUCCUCACCCGCCAGAGCCAAAGGUGGGGACGCAUGCAACAUGUAUCCAAACAGUUUGACCUCCCCAGGUCCUUAUCAACGCCCUUAUCCGCCCCCUAUCCCCUCUGACCCUGACCCUGAGGACGGCAGCCAGGAAGGCAGCUCCUCCUCCAAGCAGUCUGUCUUUUGUAAGAACAGUUGGGAGACAAAAUGCCAGGAUGCUGAGACAUGGAGCAGUGCUGAGCGGUACCCCCCCAUCCCUGGCAAGCUUAAGUCACGCAGCUGUGAUGACUUACUUAAUGAUGGGCAUUCUGGCUCAGGCGGGUGCAAAGCCACCCGUUCAGAAAGUGCUGGGUCACUGGUUUGUGAUGGGAAUCCCUCAGGUUCCACUGGAUCCAUCUCCACUCGCUCAUUGCCUCGCCUCCACCGGCGCCGGGCACACGAUUCACCGGGCUUUCUCAAGCUCUAUCGUAAGAUGCACCAGAUCGACCGAGCUCAGCUCAUCCCAUCGGAAGUCAUCCGCUCGGUCCGCGCUCGCAUCCUGGAACUAGAGGGCCAACCUCACCUGCAUCGGCAUCGCCUCUCUCCUUGGACACCCUCUUGGGGCAUUGAUGUGCCACACGAUAUGGUGCCAAACCGCAUUUCAACAUACGAGACCCUUAUUCAGAAGUCUAAAUCCAUGCCCAACUUGGGUGACGGGGAGAUGCCUUCUGGCACUACCACGCCAGGUGGUUCGUCAUCUCGAGGCAGUGGUGGUGGUGGUGGUGGCACACCCAUAUUUCCAAAACGGCGUUUUUCCAUAGAAUCUUUACUAGAGGAAGACAACAACGGCAACAGUGGAACAGUACCUCAGAGCACGGAUCACUUGCAUCGAACACGUAGCCCACCUGAGGGCCAGCCUCGUGUCGAGCCGGUGCCCGGCCGUGGGCGGUCCUUUCCUGCUCCUCCUAUUCCCAAAGGCCCGCAAGCCAACCCAGACUACUCUGACAGUGAGCAAGACGCUGUUGCUUCAGACCUCAGUGACUUCAUACAGGUGGAGGGCUCCUCAUUUUGCAGUGAGAGUGACUUUGACCAUUGCUCACUAACCUCUUCUGAGAGCUUGUACGGCUCUUCCACCCUUCACCACCACCUCCGUCAUCACCACCACCAUCACCACCCUGGUCACCACCCUGGUCAUCAAAGUCUAGGCCAGAGCCAGGGCUACCAACACCGCCACCUCAUCAGCUCCUGCAAAGGCCGCUGCCCAGCCUCUUAUACCCGUUUCACAACCAUGCUUCGCCAUGAGAGAGAACGAGCACGCCAGGAGCACCAGAUACCUUCACAGCCGAGCCGCAGCAGCAAUUCCCAGAUCCAGAGCUCACCGUCCCAACAAGCGAUGUCCAAGCUGGCCUUCCUGGUCAGCCCAGUGCCUUUCCGCAGGAAAAAUGGCUCACCACCUACCUCUAGAAGAAGCAGUGGUGGCGGAGAUCAAGGAAGCAGACCCAAGUCCAAACAGGCCAUUUAUGAAGCACUAGAUGCAGCCUUGAGAGACAUAUAUGAGCACAUUCAAGCAGAGAGAGGCCACAGAGGAACUAGAGCACCUGACGAUAGCAUCCUGAGGAGAAUACUGUCCGAACUGCUGCCAAAUGUGCCUGAACGAAGCUCCUCAUUGCGAGGGAGGAGGGGUUGUUGGCACGGGGGUCAGUCCUCUGCAUCGUUGUACCCAGAUGGGAGUCCCACUGAGUAUUCCUCACAUAGAGAGGAUCCCUCCACACCACGGCUACAGUCACCAAUCAAUGCCUGUUACGGACGCCACUCAGACACCUCAAACAAUAAUGAAUAUGGAGAGGAGCAGGGCAAUGGAAAUGGUCUCUGUUAUUCAGACCAGGAUGUCUCCAGGUGUUAUUCCACCAUGGAUGGACGCCACACAGCCCAGAGUAGAAGACCUACUCCUGACAGAGAGGUCUCCCAUAAACAGAUGACACAACUUAUUCUGUUCUCUCUCCUCCAUCAGAAACAGCCUGCGAGAGCCAUUUAUGAUUUUAAGGCACAAACAGCUAAGGAGCUGACAUUUAAGAAGGGUGAUGCAGUGAACAUCAUCCGGCAGAUAGACAACAACUGGUACGAGGGGGAGCACCGCGGACGGGUCGGAAUAUUACCCAUAUCAUAUGUAGAAAAGAUGCCAUCCUCAGAGAAGCAGCAGCAGCCGAUUCGUCCUCCUCCGCCAGCACACGUCAGAGAGAUCGGAGAGGCGAUAGCUCGCUACAACUUUAACGCCGAUACUAAUGUGGAGAUGUCUCUCAGAAAGGGUGAGAGAGUUAUUGUGAUAAGGCAGGUGGACCAGAACUGGUACGAGGGGAGGAUCCCAGACACAACCAAACAGGGCAUCUUUCCUGUGUCAUACGUUAACAUCGUCAAGCGCUCCCCGUCCAAGAGCUCCGCCCACCACACAGACCCACAUGGUUACCCUGGCAACAGGACGCCAAGCUCUACACCCAUCAAGCGAUUAGUACAGGAUGCACUCCAUGGUGGAGGAGAGCCGUACCAGGCCGUGUACAACUACCUGCCUCGCAACGAGGACGAGCUGGAGCUGAAGGAGGCCGACGUUGUAGAUGUGAUGGAGAAGUGUGACGAUGGCUGGUUUGUUGGGACCUCUCGAAGGAGCAAGUUGUUUGGAACCUUCCCAGGAAACUACGUGAAGCAGCUAUAAUGAUGAUUCCAGACUCCACCCCUGGCCCCGCCCCCCUUCUGUGACACGAACAACGCCCUCAGCACAGCACCCGCAGGACACCACCUCCCAACACUGGUCGCCCCCCCCCCCCCCCCCCCCCCCCCAAGACCUGUCGCACAGUUAUGUGUUUGCGUGCAUGUGUGGCUCGUCAGCUUCACACAGACAGAACAUUUAGCUCUAACUAGCCAUCUUUAAUGGAAGACUUCUACAAAAUAAUGUUGUUGUUUUUUUUUUUUAUCUUAUCUUUUUAUCCUUAUUUUUCUAUCAUGGAGAACCCAAACUUUGUGCUCCAGUCAGUGACCUUUAACUUUUUUGAUGGAAGGAUAUCGAAGGAACUUUGCAAACAGUCAAUAAUAGCAAACGGGGCACCGCAGUGAUGCUUUUCUUUCUGUUAAAGUAAGAUCACCACGACGUCACCUUUUUUUCUUUUUCAGUAUGUCAAAGUUAAAAACACUUGGUACAUUUCAUUUCAGUGUUCACUUACAAAUAUCCCCAAAGAUAUUCAGUGCAGAGAGUGUUGUAAAAACAGUAUUCUGUUGUAUACAAACUGUGUUGAAGGGAUUGCAGCCAUGCAGCCGAUAUUUCAGGUAAAAGUGUGGAGAAGUGUGCAUGUGUCUAUGUUAUGCGUCGUCCAAGGUAUUGAUUGGUUGAUAAGAAUUUGGGGAUAUGUAAGACCAUCAUUCAUCAUCGUUUAAGCAAUCAUUUCAAAUAUCGCAAAUGAGGAAGUGUGAAAAAUAUCAUCGACACUCUUGCACUCGCUGUCGAAACCUAAUGCGUUACAUUUAAAGUAUAAGAUUAGGAAACGCAAAACAAUGUUUUCGACAUCUUCACACUACGAUUGAUGCACUUUAACAAAAUUUUAAACACAAAUCCGUGUUUGUUUUAUUUGAAAUAUCCCUUCAGAUUGUACACACUAGACGUUAAUAUGUGUGUGUGUGUGGUCUCGGGCUGUAUUGCUCACGUUUGAAAAGUGUAUGCAACAAGGUUACCAACCUUUUUUUAGGUAUUAUAUUUAUUAGAGGACGAGUGCUGGUCGAACGGUGUUAUAAGACGAUCUUAGAGAAGUUUCUAACAUCUGUCAACCGCAGCAAACCCACAUUUGAAGGCUUGUUAUUUUCUUUAUCAAGCAUCUGUCCAGAUAAGUGCUGCGCGACAAAUAACACGAUAGUUCAUGGGCUAUAAUUGUGCCAGGUGUAAUGAUGUUUUAUGUUGAAUUAUUUAAGUCAGAUGAAGGAUGAGAUAGCAUUUUAUGGAAAACUUCAGUCGUGUAACUGCAGUGUUUUAACCCUGUUGGCAGAGUGAGUGGCUCACGGUUUCAUAUAUAUAUAUAUAUAUAUAUAUAUAUAUAUAUAUGGAAUUAUCGGCAGUUUCCAUCUUAGCUUGUCAUGCUCAGUAAAUAUGAUUUUAUGUUUUUAUUUUCUCAUUUUACGUGUUUCACAUAGGAUGGACACUGACAACAAAACAAUUGUUAAAGCACCUUAAGAUAUAUUUUUAUUUUAUCAUACAUUGUUCUUCACCUCACCUUCUUGUCAUCCACUAUUUCAGCUGGUGUGUGCGUGUGUCUGUGUGUGUGUGUGUGUGUGUCUGUGUGUGUGUGUGUGUGUGUGUGUGUGUGUGUGUGUGUGUGUGUGCGCGUGGUAUUUUUGUAAGCCUUUUGUAUGAGAGCUGUAAAAUGGCCAACAUCCACUUGCUUUAUAAAGUCAGCUUUUUCUCACCCACCAUCAUAUUUGGUUUCCUCUCUUUCUUUCUUCACAUUCUUCAUCAGUGGUGCUAAUUUCCACUUUUACAAAGUUAUUAUUGUAGCCGGGCAUGUAGGCCUUUUUCUCCAGUUGUUUGUUGUUUGAAGAGCCGGUGACGUAUUUAAACUGAAGUUGCUGUAGUUAGAAUGAGUAGAGUUGGUGAUUGCUGCCUUACAUCCAACUCACUAAUUUAAUAGCCAUGUAUAUGUAAACCUCUUCUGUGAUGCAAAAAAUUCAUUUAUGCAUAUAUAUAGUCUAGAAAACAUCAGGAACGUGUGCACAGAAUGAUCACAAACUAAGAACGUACAGUAAACCUGUAGUCUGCUUUUGAUACAGAUUUGGAUUGAAGACAUGAAUUUGACUCCUGGUAUGUUUAUACAUGUAAUGAAAAUGUUAAUCUUAUGUGUUAUUCAUGUUAUUAUCAACUUCAAUGCACACUCUUGGACCUAAGUAUUUCUACAAUAUCUUAGCAUUUGUUGGAUGAUUUUAUAGGGCUGUAUUGCUAAUAAAAUCCAGCUAGUAGAUGAAA